GAAGACAGCAAAUUCGCUCCAACAAAAGUAAGGAGGUGCAAUUCGGGACCGGACAAUUUUGCAGCUUGAAGUGUCAUGACAGCUUCGGAUGUGCAAAGAACCUUCUCGUCAUGUGGCGCACAUCACGGCGCGUGCGACGUUUCUCGUGCUCGAAUCCAGACAGUUUUUAGCUCCUCGGAGGCUCUUUAGACGAUGGCAGACCCGCAGGCGGCGCUUCCCGUGUGUGAUCUCCGCCUCGAUAUUGACGAACCAGAAGAGGAGGACUCGAGCAGAAGCAGUCCUGUGAACGGAGAGAGUAGCGCUCUGAUUGUCAAGCCGCCGCCACUUCAACUGGCAGUAGCUGCCGCCACUAUGCAACAUGUACCCAACGCCGAGCUCGUUUAUCCGUGGGUGCCCACGGGACCAGACGCUGUCAGUAUCAUCACCCAGUCCACCAUGACGACAUCUCCGACACUGUUUACCACAGCGGUGCGCUCAGAGCCCGGCUUACGCACUCGCGACGGCGUCACCACUGCACUACUAUCUGGUAACUCACAUACCUCAAAGAACAACGACCACAGCAGAAUGGACCCUCCACAGGGAUAUGGAUCAAUGCAACGCCGGAAUUCGAUUUUACGCAUGAGUGCCAGCAAGACUUCGAGCGGUAACGGACUAAGGAAAAGCGCGUCCGUAGAGUUCGUACUAGACCACGCACACCGGCAGGCAGCACAGAGUAUCCACGCUAGCACGUCUUCAAUCGGACGAGAGCCACGCCGUCUAACAUUCGAAGAGAAAGAGGCACUGUACCGAAUUCGCCCUGAUCUCGAGAUCGACCCCGGUCCGUAUUAUAACGACGAACUUGAGGAGCUCAAUCGAAGAAAUCAGCGCCGCAUUAUCUUUGCUAUGUUCGGUGGCAUGAUCUCCAUCAUCCUGUUACUUGUAUUCUUUUCCACGUGGGAGCAAAACAUAUAA
Molecule: messenger RNA, 951 nt
Organism: Phytophthora infestans T30-4
Lineage: Eukaryota; Oomycota; Peronosporomycetes; Peronosporales; Peronosporaceae
Exons: 2
Coding region: 193-951 (252 amino acids)
Source: RefSeq, a predicted model, not a curated record